UUCAGUGCGCCGCUGGAGUCGGGAUACCUAGAGAGGCAGCGCCGCGCACAGAAGCGGAAAGUAAGUGGAGAACUGGCCGGCGGCGCUCGGGACCAUGGAUGCCCAGAAGCACGUAACGAACUUCGGCGCAGGGCCGGCUAAGUUGCCGCGUUCGGUAUUAUUAGAAGCCCAAAAAGAACUGCUGGAUUAUAAAGGUCUUGGCAUAAGCGUUCUUGAAAUGAGCCACAGGACAUCUGAUUUUUCAAAAAUCAUCAGAACAGCUGAAAACCUCUUGCGUGAACUUCUAAAUAUACCUGACAACUACAAAGUGAUUUUUCUCCAAGGAGGUGGAUCUGGACAGUUUAGUGCUGUUCCUCUUAAUCUUAUUGGAUUAAAAGAAGCAAGGAUUGCUGAUUAUGUGGUUACUGGAGGCUGGUCAGCUAAGGCUGCUAAAGAAGCGGAGAAAUAUGCUAAAGUGAACCUUGUUCAUCCUAAACUUUCUAGUUAUACAAAAGUCCCUGACCCAAGCGCUUGGAACCUUAACCCAGACGCCUCUUAUGUCUAUUACUGUGCAAACGAGACUGUCCAUGGUGUGGAGUUUGAUUUUGUACCUGACGUGGGAAAGGCAGUCCUAGUUUGCGACAUGUCCUCAAAUUUCCUUUCCAGGCCAGUAGAUGUCUCUAAGUUUGGUGUAAUUUUUGCUGGUGCCCAGAAGAAUAUAGGCACUGCUGGAGUCACAGCCGUAAUAGUUCGGGAGGACUUACUUGGCUUUGCACUCAAAGAGUGCCCGAUAGUGUUAGACUACAAAACACAGUCGGAGAAUGCCUCAUUAUACAACACUCCUCCCUGCUUCAGUGUCUACAUCAUGGGUUUGGUCCUGGAGUGGAUAAAAAACAAUGGAGGAGUUGUGGCUAUGGACAAACUUAGCCAAAUUAAAUCCCAAAUGAUUUAUGACAUCAUUGACAAUUCCAAUGGAUUCUAUGUGUGCCCUGUAGAGAGAAAGAACCGAAGCAGGAUGAAUGUUCCUUUCCGGAUUGGCAGUAUUAAGGGAGAUGAGGCCCUGGAGAAGAAAUUCCUUGAUAAAGCUGGAGAAUACAACAUGAUAUCUCUGAAAGGACAUAGGUCUGUGGGAGGAAUCCGUGCUUCUUUAUAUAAUGCUGUGACUAUAGAAGAUGUUCAGAAGUUGUCAGCACACAUGAAAAGCUUCAUGGAGAUGUAUCAGUCAUGAACUCAAGACCCUAAUGCUCUGCCUCACACCUUGGAAAUAAAGUGCAAGGAACUGGAUAGUGGAAGUAGUGUUAUUGUAGGAAAGGCCAAACAGCACAGUAAACUUUUUUAGACAAAAUGGCAAUUCUUGUAUGUUCAAUUCCUGAAACUGUUGUAAAGUAUCGAGUCGGUUAUACCAGUUCCCAUUUGUGCAUUCUGGAGAUUGGUCCCAAUGUCAAAGUGUAUUGUUUGCAUAACUCUGCGUGGGAGUGUGGGGAUAUUCAACCCAUCUUUUAAAUUUCAAAGUGAAUAACUUGUAAGGUAUAACGUGUGGGUGAACCUCUAGAAUACUAGGAUUUGGUAUGGGAGUAAGUGAUCACACAACCUAUUGUGUUAAAAUCAUUCCUGGGGAACAUUUGUUACAUUGUUCCUUGCAAAUCAUUUUUUCCAUGUUCCUUUACCUUAGAGCAAUACUUUUGUGUACACAGCCUUGGCAGGAGCACUUUUUACAGACUAUAUACACAUGCAUCAUGAAAGGUUCUCACUGGAGCUGCUGCCAAUCAUUAGUUGCUCACCUCUGGCCUUGCCCUUGCAAAGGCUUUGCAACAAGGUACUUUUAAUGUGAUCAGAUUUUUUAAAUGAACUUUUGGUGGCAUUAUUUUCUAUUUUAAUUUGUUACGCUUCACUCUAACGACACCAAGGUAAAAUUUUUCUUCCUUGACUAUUGAUGCUUCUGACCUACAAAUGUUUCCAUCUGGGAUCCUUUUAUUCCAUAGCACAGAAAUCAACAUUGCCUUCCUGUUAAAUGACCACUUUGUUCUCCCAUCCUUUGAAGUUGACUUCACCUUAACGUUUACAAGGCUGUCUGACUCAGCUCAGCUGCCUGUUAUGGACUUCUUUGGUCAUUGUCCAUUUUGUGCUUCUCAGUACAUUUCCAUCAGCAAAAGAGGGUCCCUGCAGGCAUUUCACCCAAGGGUGUAUUUUUAAAAACAUCGAGGAGUUUGCCAUCGUGCACCUCCAUAUCGGAAAACUAUCCUGUGUAAAAUCAUAAACUGACACCCAACCCUCCCAUUUACCACAUGGAUGAUCUUUCUGUUCUUUCUCCUUGCGCCUUGAUAUCAUGAUCUCUCUCUAGCAUAAGUCUCACAUCUGCCCAAACCAUCUUUUAAAAAAUAAAACGUAUCCAAAACGAUUACCUUCUCAGAGCCUUCAAUCGUAACCCACAGCAUUUUUACUGCAAACAACAAAUUAUUGGCAAAAUCAUGACUAGCGUCUCCUGUAUCAAUUCCUUUCUCUUCAGAAGAUUGGGAACAUAGUAUAAGUAACAAAGAACCUGUGUGGUGUUAGUGGUUAAGGGGUCAGACGAGGAUCUGCAAGGCCCACGUUCAGGACGUCACUCUUCCACAAUGCUUGCUGGGUGACUUUGGACCUAAACUACAUCACAAGGUUGUGAGGAUAAAGUGGAAGAGAGAGAACAUUACAAUGUACACCGUGCAGAAGUCUUUGGAUGGAGGGGUAGGAUAAAAAUGUACUAAAUAAAAUAAAGUAUAUAGUACACAAUAUUAACAAGUCAAUUUUAAUUUUUAGUGUAAUGCCUGAAUAUGUUUAUUCUCCUGCACAAAAGGAAUUGUUCCUAUCUCCUUAGUUUGAAAUAAACAUGUUUUACUUUCUCUGUGGGUGGAAAAUAAAAAGCAGCAUGAAGUAA
Messenger RNA from Eublepharis macularius, 2890 nucleotides. Its product is annotated as phosphoserine aminotransferase-like. NCBI's taxonomy places the organism in Eukaryota, Metazoa, Chordata, Lepidosauria, Squamata, Eublepharidae. Bases 95 to 1207 code for a protein of 370 amino acids. The transcript has 9 exons. The record is from RefSeq and is a predicted model, not a curated record. Gene Ontology annotation, cellular component: cytoplasm. Gene Ontology annotation, molecular function: O-phospho-L-serine:2-oxoglutarate transaminase activity; pyridoxal phosphate binding. Gene Ontology annotation, biological process: L-serine biosynthetic process.